AUGGCGCCUCCACGAACUCAAAAGCGCAAGCCAGGUCCUCAAACCUACGAAUCAGACGACGGGUUCAUCGCGAACGACAGUGAGACUUCGGACAGACCCAACAAGCGUUCAAAGACCUCGAAGUCACAGAGCAAAUCCACUCACUUUUCCACUCCCGGUCAGUCACAGGUCGACUCCGAAGGUAACCAGUAUUGGGAGAUCUCCAGGAUGAGAAGAGUGACCAUCUCCGAAUUCAAGGGAAAGAGGAUGGUGAAUAUCAGAGAGUUCUACGAGAAGGACGGCAAGGAUCUCCCUGGAAAGAAGGGUAUCAGCAUGACAGUCGAGCAGUAUUCUGCUCUGGUGGACAUCAUGCCGCAGCUUGAGAAGGCACUUGAGGAGAAAGGCGAGCACAUUCCAAGACCGAAGUACGAUAUUGCUGCUAGUAAUGCUCCAGCGCCAGCGCAGACCGAGGAAGACGAUGACGGAAGCGAAGCAGAACCAGAACGUGUGGAGAUAAAAGUAAAGAACGCGAGGAGAAAGAAAGCAAAUAUCGAAGCAACCAGUGACGAAGAGGAAGCUGAUGACUGA
Endocarpon pusillum Z07020 is the source of this 567-nucleotide messenger RNA. RefSeq lists its product as uncharacterized. The record is from RefSeq and is a predicted model, not a curated record. Gene Ontology annotation, biological process: positive regulation of transcription initiation by RNA polymerase II. The coding region runs from base 1 to 567 and encodes 188 amino acids. The transcript has 2 exons. Gene Ontology annotation, molecular function: DNA binding; transcription coactivator activity. Lineage: Eukaryota; Fungi; Ascomycota; Eurotiomycetes; Verrucariales; Verrucariaceae.